This is a messenger RNA of Ophidiomyces ophidiicola, 3312 nucleotides long. RefSeq lists its product as uncharacterized. Bases 1 to 3312 code for a protein of 1103 amino acids. The record is from RefSeq and is a predicted model, not a curated record. Gene Ontology annotation, molecular function: TBP-class protein binding; RNA polymerase II general transcription initiation factor activity; histone acetyltransferase activity. Gene Ontology annotation, cellular component: transcription factor TFIID complex. The transcript has 4 exons. Gene Ontology annotation, biological process: RNA polymerase II preinitiation complex assembly; transcription by RNA polymerase II. NCBI's taxonomy places the organism in Eukaryota, Fungi, Ascomycota, Eurotiomycetes, Onygenales, Onygenaceae.
AUGUCUAAAUCCACGGAAUCGGGUGGCCUCGAGACCCAAGUCGACCCCUUUGACAGUUUUAUGAGGGAACUGAAUUCCCCUACCAACACGAAAGAGCUUGACUUUCUGACCAGAGACCUAGAGCCAGGAGAAAAGGCGGAAAAUGCGGUUGACUACGAAGAUAUUGACGACGAUGAUGACCUUCCAGAUGAAGCGCCGUCCUUUGGUCAAGUUGGAGAGCACAAGUUUCAGGAUGAUGAGAAGGGCUGGGACGAAUUUACAACGGAUCUCGAACAGCAGUUCCAUCAGCCAACCGCUGGCGACGAGCUUGACGAUCUGUUCGGGGAUGCGCCGCUACCACUCAUUGCUGGAGGAGAAAGUAAACCCGAUACCUUCGGUCUCUCGCAAGAGGCGCUGUUGCCCCCUGACGAUUCCGCGCUAAACUCGCCGUUGGAUGAAAUGGAUACCAUGUUUGGCGAUGGCGAUAAAGAAAGAUCCCCAACGCCGACUGAUAUGGACCCAGAAACUUUGAGGCAAUACCAGCUACAACAGGCUCUCUUUGCAUUAUCUGCUUACGGUCCGGAUAACCCACCAGCACCUCCUGAAAAUCACGAGGAACUAUUAGCAUCACUAUGGCCUAAAUUUGACCGCAAUGCUAUGCCACGUUUCUUGGAACUCCUUCCACCAAAAAAAUCACAUUAUAUUGGAAAGACCCCUCUCAAACCUCCAAAAAAGGUACUCCCUACAAAAUUAAAACUAGAGCUGGCGCAGGAUCAGGAGCGAAUUUUUUGCUCUUCCGGUAAUUCAACAAGACGUGUGUUAGAAGCAGAAGUGCCCAACACUAUUGUCAUGACCCCUCCUGCGAAUAAUGAUGACUGUCUUAGCGAUAUCCUAGACUUGGAUGAGGACGACUGGGAUGAGAAACUUCCCGGGGGAGUAACAAUGCAAGAUUUACAAUUCAUUUGUACUGAUUGGGAUCUUAAGGACACUGUUUCUGACGAAGAGGAGACCAAUGAGGCCCCUCUGAUCCCUAGUGGUGAAUUAAAUGAUGAGUAUAAUGAUGACGAUGACUGGCUACUGGAGACAUCCCGUCCUACCAAAAAGCGGAAGCUAGAAAAGAGCCCUGCCGAUUAUCUUUCCCUCUCACAUAUUGAUUUGCCUCUAUUCGAUGACCCUGCAGGAACUUCUGCAAAACUUGCUAAACGUAUCAUUCUCGAUCUAAAUGAUCCGCAUCUCUUGGUGGACGAAAUUUUACCACAGAAUUCCGUUGAGGAAUCAAAAUAUGGAGGAGCAGGGACUGCUAAUGAAAUACCCGGAAGCUUUACAAGACGAGUUAUGCAACGCUACAACUUUUCGAAUGAUGAUGCCUAUCGGAUGCUCAAAGAAAACCAUCAUAAGAAAAUCCGCAGUACCUUGGGUAAUAUUGUGCUGGAGCAUAGCAUGCCCGCUAUUCGACUGCAAUGGCCUUAUUAUAAGACGAGACUUGCCCGGCAAGAAGCUCGCUCUUUUCACCGCCCAGUUCUGAACUUCUUUCCGAACCUUCCGACUUCUUUCAAGAAGCCCGCCUUCAUCAAACGGAAACAUCAAAGAGGCAAAGACGCCAAAACACUUUAUGAUUCUACAAAAUGUUUAUCGUUAGGUGACAAUUCUCACGUUUUGUUAUUAGAGUACUCUGAAGAACACCCAAUGAUGAUGUCCAAUUUUGGCAUGGGAAGCCGAGUCAUCAAUUAUUACCGCAAGAAGAACGCUGACGAUGGAUUUCGGCCCAAGGGAGAAAUCGGGGAGACUGCGGUGCUUCUUCCUGAGGAUAAAAGUCCGUUCUCUACGUUCGGCCAUGUAGAACCGGGGGAAACUACGAAUGCUAUUGCCACAGGCAUGUUUCGAGCCCCUAUAUUUCGUCAAGAACCGCGGGGAACCGACUUCCUCGUUGCUAGGAACAGUACAGGCGUCGAUGGCUCUAGUUAUUACUUACGAAAAAUAGAACACCUUUAUGUUGUGGGGCAACAGUUUCCGUCAGUUGACGUUCCAGGGCCUCACUCACGUAAAGUUACAACUGCAGCGAAAAACCGCCUCAAGAUGGUUUGUUAUCGCAAGAUCAGAAGGAACAAGACCCAUCGAAUUAGUGUUGCUGACAUCACUGAGCAUUUUCCCGAGUCGACUGACAUGCAGAAUCGCCAGAAAAUGAAGGAGUUCUUACAAUUUUCAAAAGACCAUAAAGAGUGGGAAAUGCGAAAUGGGGAGCCAGUGCCUGAUGAGGACGUUCUGCGGGGAUACGUGAAGCCCGAAGACGUAUGCCUUCUAGAGUCAAUGCAAGUUGGCUUGCAGCAUCUUCACGAUGCUGGAUAUGACCGCGAGGAGGACGACGAUGAUGACGGAGAUAAAGAAGGUGAUAGCUUGGAACAACUUCUCGCUCCUUGGAAAGCAACUAGAAAUUUCCUUCUUGCUUCGCAAGGCAAAGCAAUGCUACAGCUUCAUGGCGAGGGAGACCCUACCGGCCGAGGAGAAGGGUUCAGUUUUAUCAAAACUUCCAUGAAAGGCGGGUUCAGAGCUGUGGGUGAAAGUGUUGAGGACAAACUCGACGCCCAGCGGCUCAAGGAACUCGGUGGGCACAGUUAUAAUGUUGCACGACAGCAAAAGUCAUACGAAGAGUCCAUUCGUAGAAUUUGGGAUGGCCAAAAGAACAGUUUAUCGUCCAAUAUCGAACACUCCGACGCCGAAAGUGACAUGGAUGUUGAUGAGCGCGCGACAAGGCUUGGCAAACAACCCGCAUCAGAUCGACGUACUCCUCUCCCAACUCGUCGUGACGAUGAGACCACAAGUCAAUUUAGUAGAUUGAGCACUUCAAGCCAAACCAAUAAGGUGAUGAGGAUCACUCGUCGUAUCAGAAACUCGAAAGGAAAAAUUGAAGAAGUCCAGGAGAUUGUUAAAGAUCCAAGAGUGAUCAAGCAUUAUCAGAAACAGCGGUAUGAAGCAGAACUUAGGGAAUUAUCUGCUGCUGAUAUGGUGCCUACUGGAGAUCCUGAAACCGAUGCCCGCCGUAUGAAGCACAUCCAAGAAGAACUACAGCGCCUCCAGCGUAACAAAGAACGUCGCCAUGCCCGUGAAAAGCAAAAAUCCCUAAUGAUCGAUCCUCGUGAAGGUUCUCCCGAUGCCGCCAACUCACCCACCACCAACUCUGCCCCCAAAGGCGUUACGCAGCGCAAAUGUGCCAACUGUGGACAAGUUGGACAUAUCAAGACCAAUAAAAAGCUGUGUCCCCUUCUCAAUGGCACUAUGAAAGCUGAAGAUAGUGGGAAUGCAACUGCUUUUAUGAUGGGUGCUCCUGCUCCAUGA